Symbiodinium pilosum is the source of this 513-nucleotide messenger RNA. The record is from the annotation of a GenBank genome assembly. Lineage: Eukaryota; Dinophyceae; Suessiales; Symbiodiniaceae.
AUGAUCUGGUCUUUCCACAGUCCCAGUGGCGCGGAGCUGCCGAUGUAUUCCAGCGCAAAUGCAGGAUGGAGUUUGGGCAAGGGCCACCCGGACAUACAAGUGGCACAAGGCUUCUCUGUGCGCAUCUUCCGGACGUCAAGCUCCCGCGGCUGCCUGGAUGCACUUGGUCAGGAAGAGUACAUCCCGCAAGAGAUGCUUCAGGGCUUGCUCCCCGAUGCCCUCCUGGAUCGAUACAAGUUCUGGCGAAGCAAGGAGGCCGACGGGGAGGUGCUGGUUGGAGAGGAACGGGCCACCUCGGACCAACCAACCGAGCUCAUCGUGAAGCCUAGCAACCUUCUGGGCCCUUUUGAGGGGGCGCUUGCCACGGUGGAGCGGCGAAGGCUUCCAGGUGGACACGAUCCCGAGUUUCUGGUCAACUCAAAGUCAGGGAUGUGUGGCUUGACCAUGGUGCUGGCGCGCCUUGAGAACCUCUCGCACAUCCUGGUGUGGAGCAGAAGUGUUUCUGAGAUGUGA